AAGGAGAAGUGACUGGGGUGAUAGUUUCAAUCUGUCUACUUUUAAAAAGUUGAAGUACGGCUGAAGCAGUGACACAUCAUCGGAGUUGGAUGUGAGGAUGGGUCACCCUUCGCUGUCGGUGCUGGCCGUUCUCUGUCUCAGUUCUCUUCUUGGAUGUAGAAAAAUUCAUGAACCAAAGCCUUUCCUCACUGUGUCUCCAUCAUGGCUGAUUCAAGGAGCCUCAGUAAAUCUGAGCUGUAAGGUUGAACCUUCAUCUUCAGAAUGGAGGAUCUUCUGGUAUAAAGCUGUUCCUGAUCUAAAAAACAAGAACUACAGUUAUGAGCUGCUCAAUGGUAGCAACAAGGGGACUAAAAAGGAUUCCUUCAUCAUUACUGGACAGAAACACUCAGCAGGAUUUGCAUGUAGAGCUGAAAGAGGGAACCCAAAGAUAUCAACUGAUUAUAGUGAACUAAAGUUUGCCUGGUCUGCAGUUCCUCGUCCAGCAGCCUCUCUGACAGUGAGUCCUGACAGAGAGAAACAUUUCACUGAUCAAAACGUCUCAUUAAGAUGUGAUGCAGAAUCUACCAGUGGGAGAAUAAGAUAUUAUAGACAAAUAAACACUCGGUCAUUUCUGUAUGACUGCUCCACCUGGUGGACGACGGACAAAUCCUCAUGUAUGGCUAACAGUCAGUCGAAGUUUAAAGCUGUGUACUGGUGUGAGUCUGGAUCAGAGUUCAGCAAUGCGGUCAACAUCACUAUAUACAAGCCAAAGUCAGUCCUGACUGUGUCUCCAUCAUGGCCGAGUCCUGGAGCCUCAGUGACUCUGACAUGUAACCAUGACGACCAGUCUGCAGGCUGGAGGUUCUACUGGUAUAAAGCUGCUCCUCAUAAGUCUGAGGACGGCUACAGAUAUGAGCUGCUGCCUGACAGCAUCAGUGGGACUGUACAGGAUUCAUUCAUCAUACAUGAACAGAAUCACACAUCAGGAUAUUCAUGUAGAGCUGGAAGAGGAAACCCAGAGCUUUUUACUGAUCACAGUGAACCAAAGUUUGUCUGGUCUGCAGUCUCCCGUCCAGCAGCUUCUCUCUCAGUGAGUCCUGACAGAGAGCAACACUUCACCUCUGAGCCUGUGACUCUGAACUGUGGAGGAAACUCUACUCAGUGGAGAGUGAGGAGGUUUUCAGAAUCAGGUUACCUGAUCGUCAUAGCAAACUGCUAUUACUGGGGGAAAAUGUCUGGAUCCUCCUGCAUCGUUACAAAUCUGUCAAACCCUAAGUCAGUGUACUGGUGUGAGUCUGGAUCAGGAGAGUUCAGCAACGCAGCCAACAUCACCUCACACAAUGAAGGUCUUCUCCUGGUGAGCCCCGUCCAUCCUGUGACUGAAGGAGCUUCUGUUACUCUGAGCUGCAGACUGAGAGGAGAAAACCAACUUUCUAAUGUGAUUUUCUAUCAUAAUGACAAACUGAUCCAAAGUGACAGCAGAGGAGAGCUGAAUAUCUCUGCAGUGUCUCAGUCAGAUGAAGGUUUCUACAAGUGUGAACAUUCAGGAAAAGUUUCACCUCAGAGCUGGAUGGCAGUUAAAGGUGUUUCCAAACCUGGGAGCUCUUCGUUUCCAGUGCUGUUGGUCCUCGGUGUAGUUUGUGGAUCCGUACUUGUCAUUCUGCUGCUCCUGCUGUGUUGCUUUAGGCUUUCCAAAGGUUCUUCUCACAGGGCGAUCCAGUCAGAGAUCGCUGAUCAGGGAUCUUCUAUAGAUCAGCCUCUCAAUCAGACCUCAACCAAUGAAUACAACUUGUCUUCUCAUGAUGAAGACGAAGCCGGUGACGUCACAUACGCUCACAUUAAGUUCAAAAAGGCCAAACAGGCGACCAAGUCCUCCAAAAGAGGCAGAGUCCGACACAGUGCGCUGGAUGUGAAAGGGAGGCCUCACGACCCAGAAGAGGGCACUGUUUACUCCGAUGUGAGGACAGCAGCUGCAGAAGCACUGAGUGCUGCAGCAGCUGACGCAGCGCUUUAUUCUGAAGUCAGGAAAGGAUCUAAGAAGAGCGUAAGCUAGUUGGGUUAACUCUAAACUGCACAUUAUUUAAUAGAGCAUAUAUUUUUUAUAUAAAAUGUUGCGUAAGCAUUACCUGAAAGAUCUUAUUUCACAAGUCUUGUCAGUGAACUCCAUAUAUAAAACCAAAGCUUUUUUUUUUUUUUUUGCUAAACCAUAUAUUAUAUUUUGUUUUCUAUCUAAACACCAGACAUUUUUUCUCUUAUUUAUGGAAUAUGUUGACUCAGUAAUGUUUUUAUCUAUUUUAUAUCCCUGUAAAUAAAAUAAACGCUUUUAUUUGUGUCAUUCCUAAUAUUUGGUGUCAUUUGACUGUUGUAACUUUAUAUACAGUAUAUAUAUAUAUAUGUAUAUAUAUAUGUAUUUUUUUCUUGAUUUUAUUAUUUAAUCUUAGAAUGGGCUUAGACUACAAGAGAAUAAGUCUUGCUUUUUUUUUUAUCAACUUCUUGACAAUAGACAGGUUACACAUGCUUGUCUAUAAUUCAUGUUUGGAAAAAAUAUUUUUUUACAAUUUACAUUUUCCAAGAGCUGACCUUAAAAAGUCGCUAACUUUGGCUUUUUGAAUGCAUUUUUUUUAAAAGCGGUUUUCACAAACUAACAAUAUCUACAAAACAGACGUAUUCUUGUGAAGUCAUGAUGUCUUUUUAACUCUUCCCUUUCACAA
Molecule: messenger RNA, 2690 nt
Organism: Xiphophorus hellerii (green swordtail)
Lineage: Eukaryota; Metazoa; Chordata; Actinopteri; Cyprinodontiformes; Poeciliidae
Exons: 14
Coding region: 98-2032 (644 amino acids)
Biological process (GO): cell surface receptor signaling pathway; immune response
Cellular component (GO): external side of plasma membrane
Molecular function (GO): transmembrane signaling receptor activity
Source: RefSeq, a predicted model, not a curated record